AUGACAACUGAUCCAGUCACAAAAGGAGCUUCCCCGAUGGCGUCCGACAAGAUCACCCUACAUGUUAUCUCCCCUUCAAUCCCCGCCCCAGGGCGAUUUACGCUUCACGAUCAACCACUCUCGGACACCGUUGCACAAAUCAAGGCUCGCAUUACACAGUCUCUCCCAAGUCGGCCGGCCCCGACACAACAGAGAUUGAUCUACCGGGGCAAGCCUUUGACUGAUGAUCGAGCGAGCUUAGCAUCUGUCCUGGGGCCUAUCGAUGUGAGUAUCCAGGUUCUUAUCAUUUACCACUUACCAUGCUAUGUUGAUCUAACAGCGCCGACUCUAGGGAUCCCCAUGCUCAAUUCACCUUGUCCUGCCUCCAGCUCCAACUCCCACCAUAACCUCCUCAACGCCAAGCGCAGCAAAUGUACCAUCGCACUUGAACCAAUACGUGUCAUCGACCGGCGUGGCCCCUCAACCGGCAACCUCGACACAGGGAAUUCGAUACCGGGGGCAGGCGCCUCUUUCCUCGAACGUCAUUGGACACGGCUCUCAAGACAGAUCGAAUCAUAUUCGGAGCGAGCUAGAUGCGAUGUUAGAAAGAUGGCGAGCCACAGCUCCCUCAAGCUUGGACCAGACUAG
Molecule: messenger RNA, 627 nt
Organism: Penicillium waksmanii
Lineage: Eukaryota; Fungi; Ascomycota; Eurotiomycetes; Eurotiales; Aspergillaceae
Exons: 1
Coding region: 1-627 (208 amino acids)
Biological process (GO): endoplasmic reticulum unfolded protein response
Molecular function (GO): protein binding
Source: RefSeq, a predicted model, not a curated record